AUGAGAUACACCGGAUUCGCUGCUAUGGGCAUGAUGGGCUGUGCCCUCGCCCUGCCCCAGGGUCCCCCUGCUUUCAUCAGCGCCCCUAGUGACGCGCCCAUCCCAUGCAGCUCUUCUCCCAGCGGCACUCCCACUGGCACUCCCAGCGGCACUCCUAGCAGCACUCCCACCGGUAUUCCCACUGGCCUCCCCUUCGACAAGCGCCAGUUCCACCACGGACCUCCCAGCGGUUUCCCGACUCCCACUGGUACUCCCUCCGGUACUCCUUCUGGCACUCCCAGCGGCAUUCCUACCGGGUUCCCCACCAAUUUGCCCUUCUCUCUUCCUUUCGAGAAGCGCCAGGAAUUCCCUACCGACCUGCCUUCCUCCUUCCCCUGCUCCACCCCCAGUGGCUUCCCCACUGACUUCCCCGCGCCCACCGGUCUCCCCUUCGAGAAGCGCCAGUUCCACCACGGACCCGGCCAUCAGGGCCCUCCUCCCAUCGUCUUCUCGAAUUCCACUGUCUCUCCUUCCUCGAGCUUCCCCACCCCCACCGCCACCCCCAGCAGCUUUGAGAAGCGUCAGUUCCCCACAGACCUUCCCUUCUCUAUCCCCAGCAGCAUCCUGAGCGCCUUCCCCACUGGUUUCCCUACCGACCUGCCCUUCUCUCUGCCUUUCGAGAAGCGCCAGGAGUCGUCCACUGGCUUCCCCACCUCCACUCCCACUCCCUCGCCCUCCCCUAUUGCUCAGUAA
This is a messenger RNA of Penicillium concentricum, 732 nucleotides long. RefSeq lists its product as uncharacterized. The record is from RefSeq and is a predicted model, not a curated record. The transcript has a single exon. NCBI's taxonomy places the organism in Eukaryota, Fungi, Ascomycota, Eurotiomycetes, Eurotiales, Aspergillaceae. The coding region runs from base 1 to 732 and encodes 243 amino acids.